Molecule: messenger RNA, 228 nt
Organism: Purpureocillium lilacinum
Lineage: Eukaryota; Fungi; Ascomycota; Sordariomycetes; Hypocreales; Ophiocordycipitaceae
Product: cytochrome c oxidase copper chaperone
Biological process (GO): mitochondrial respiratory chain complex IV assembly
Cellular component (GO): mitochondrial intermembrane space
Molecular function (GO): copper chaperone activity; copper ion binding
Source: RefSeq, a predicted model, not a curated record
AUGGACGCCAAAACCGCCACGCUCCCCACUGCCCAGGCAGCUGCUCCGGCAGCAGCCGCAACCGACGCUUCCGCCUCCAAGCCCAAGCCCUGCUGCGUGUGCAAGGACGAGAAGUCGAGGCGCGACGAGUGCAUGCUCUUCUCCACGGCCAAGGACCCCGCCGCCGAUUGCAAGUCCCUCGUCGACCAGUACAAGACGUGUAUGCUCGGCUACGGAUUCAAAGUAUGA